CAACUUCUGGAAAAGUCCACAGGGCGUUCUUGUCCAGUGAAUCACCAAUCAACAUCACCGCGCGGCUCGGUAUAAAUACAUGGCGGUGGACAACAGUCCCUGCUGCACUUCAUCAACUGGGAAGGCUUCAAGGCUUUAUCUGAGGUUUUUGCUGGUUUUUACAAAAUGAGGGUCUUCAGCUCUGUGGCGGUUCUUGCUCUUCUAUGUGUCCUAUCAGAAAGCAUUUUGCCUCCUUCCAAAGAAGACCUCGGUCAGAUCUCGCUCCAGGGAGAGAAGUAUCUGGACAAGCAGAUUGAGAAUGCCAUCACAGGGGUGAAGGAGAUGAAGUCGGUGAUGGAAAAAUCAGGAGAGGACCACAAGAAGUUCCUGUCGGCCCUGGAGAAAACCAAACAGGAGAAGGAGGAGGCUCUGAAGAGCGCUCAAGAAAUGGAGACGAAGCUGGAAGAGGAGCAGGAGGUGUGCAAUGAGACCAUCAAGGCCCUGUGGGAGGAGUGCAAGCCCUGUCUGAAGAACACCUGUGUCAAGUUCUACUCACGCACCUGCUCCAGUGGCUCUGGCCUGGUAGGCCGACAGUUGGAGGAGGUUCUGAACAGGACGUCUCCAUUCUCCAUCUGGAUCAACGGCGAGAACAUCGACACACUGGCCCGGGAGGACCAACAGCAGAGCCGCGAGUUCCAGAACCUGGAGAAGCACUAUUCAGAGGUGUCCGAGGGUGUGGAUAGCAUCUUCCACGACAGCAUGCAGGUGUUCGACCGCAUGCGCUCCUUCCACCACCCGAUCUUCAACAGCCCCUUCGGCCGUCAGCGUGUCUACCGGUCCCCUCUGUCGGACCCGCACUUCCACGGAUUCCAGAGCAUGUUCCAGCCAAUGAUGGAUAUGGCUCGGAACAUGUUUCAGUCUAUGGGGUCACACAUGGGCAGUGAUGGGGACUUUGGGUUCAACCCAUCUGGAGGUAACGAAAGCACGAACGAGGAUGUUGUCAUCACUAAACCCUUCGGGAACGACCGCAUGACCUGCAGGGAGAUUCGGAGGAACUCGGCUGGCUGCAUCAAGCUCAAGGAGGAGUGUGAGAAAUGCAAAGCUAUCCAGCACAUCGGUAAGAGCCACUGAAGGGAGAGAGUGUU
Messenger RNA from Alosa sapidissima (American shad), 1124 nucleotides. RefSeq names its product clusterin (gene clu). NCBI's taxonomy places the organism in Eukaryota, Metazoa, Chordata, Actinopteri, Clupeiformes, Clupeidae. Bases 166 to 1110 code for a protein of 314 amino acids. The transcript has 7 exons. The record is from RefSeq and is a predicted model, not a curated record.